CUACUAACUACUAUUGUUUUUGGGGCUCAAAAACUGUACAAAUUCUACCUUUGAAUUCCCUCUCUCCCUCUCUCUCUCUCUCUCUCUCAAUCACUGGAUUCACUGAUUUCUAUCAACUAUUUUGUUGCGCUCGAAUCCAUUUACCGAGGCUCCUCGCAACCUUCUUCGUUUCCGAAUCUUACCAAUUUUGUUGUUGUUGAUGCGAUGCCUUUUCUGGGCUCAUAAUACUUCUCUCAACGACUAUAGGUUGAAGACUGCAAAAGAUACUUCCUUUUGCUUUUAAUGGGGUGAUACAUACAUGGAAUUGGUGACUCGGUAGCAAGGGGAUGAGUUGAUGACAGCCUUUUUAUAGCGCGCUGGCUGCAUGGGAGGCUUCUUGCACUUCUUCGACUUCAAUCAGGGGAACAUGGCCAGGAAAGUUCGUACGCAGAAGAGACAUGUUGGGGGCCUUGAAGCUCCUCAGAAUAGUCUGGAGCUGCGAUUAGAAACUCCUCAGAGCUAUUGUGCUGUAGGAGAUGUACCGUUCUCUCAUCAAGUUGAAGAAGACUGGUCUGAAAAGAAUUGCUACCCAAUUGAGGCUUCAAUGAAGAAGUUGAUAAAUGAGGAAGUAACCAAACAAUCAAACACCAGACAAAAUGCCCCAAGCAUUGUUGCGCGGCUGAUGGGAGUGGACAUGUUGCCGUUAGCUACAAAUUAUGCAGUUCAACCAAUAGUCAAAAAGAAUGAAAACAUGGGAACAAAGUUAUCUAAGAAGGAAAGGAAUGGAAAGAGCUCAGUUGCUGAUGUCUCUUGGGACUCAAAUUCGUCCAUGCUGAUGGAAUUCAACCCAUCUUACCUUAGUAAAGAUAGAAGUGCUGAUAGAUGGAGCAGUGAGCAAAAUUUAGGAAAACCUAGGCGGCGAGAACAUCCUCAAGAGGAGGAACUACAGAAGUUCAAGAAAGAAUUUGAAGCAUGGCAAGCAGCCAGGUUUAAGGAAUGUUCAAGGGUUAUUGAACUUGACAGCAUCCCUGGACAAUUGCUUGCUCAAGAGGACCUCAACAAGGAAAAGAUGGCACUUUAUGCAACUUCUGGGAGAACAGCAAGUGAGAGGCCCAGAGAACCUGAGAAUCAUGCAUUAAUGGCAAGGUCAUCUGAAAGAGGCAAUUUGGAGCAACCUGGAGAUAACAUGGAAUUUUUCCCGUCUGAGCAAAAAGAAUCUCUACCUUUGAGAAGUAGGACCAUAAGGAGAAACUUUGAGCAGCCCUACCUGAUGAGUUCUAGUCAGAAACUGGAGAAAUCUUCUGCUCCCACAAAAAUAGUGAUAUUGAAGCCCGGUCCAGAUAUGAUUUAUAACAAUGAAGAAUCUUGGACAAGUCCCUCGGGCACUUUAGCAGAGCGAGGUAGCAUAGAAGAUUUUCUUGAGGAGGUAAAGGAGCGGUUGAAAUGUGAACUGCAAGGGCACACUCUUAAGAGGGGUACGGGCAGAGGCAGUGGAAUUGAGACCCCUUUCAGCGAAAAGCCAUCAGAUCCAAAACAGAUUGCUAGGCAUAUAGCAAAACAAGUCCGAGAUAGUGUGACUAAGGAUCUUGGAAGUAAUUUGCGCAGGUCAGAAUCAACAAGAUCAUAUAGAAGUGAAAUUCAGUUCAAUGGACCAGGUUCCCCAGAUUUCAUCAGCAGAGAUACCAGGAAAUUCUUGUCAGAGAGACGAAGGAAUGUUCUCAAGAAAGAAACACUUGACGUCCCCAUUGCAACCUCUUCAUCAUCAGUGUUAGAAAAUGAGAAGGUCAAACUAAAAAAAGCUAGAGAUACACUGACGGCCGAAAAUGAGGUGAGCUGCCUGGAAAUUGUGAAGGAUGAACGAGAAAUGCAAACACGAUCUUUCAGGCAUGGGUCAGAUGAUGGAGUGCUCCAGAGAGAGUUGUCCCCUAGAAAUCUCAUGCGGUCCUUGUCAGCCCCAGUCUCAGGAACAUCAUUUGGGAAGCUUCUUCUGGAAGAUCGUCACAUUUUGACUGGAGCCCACAUUUGGAGAAAGCAUGAAGCCAUUGAUAAUGUUGCAGUGGAUUUAAAAAACCAGAGGAAAGAAAAGUUUAAUUUUAAAGAAAAAGUUUCCAAUUUCAGAUACAGUUUCGCUUUUAGAAGGAGGCUGUUUGGCAAAAGGAUCCAAACAAUGGUGGAAUCACGUAGCGGUGAACACACUCUUAUGGGAGAUAUCAUGAGUGGACCAACAGUGCUUCUGAACUAUGGCGAGAGGCAUGAUAACUCCACUGAGGUGCCUCCUAGCCCUGCAUCUGUGUGCAGCAGUGCUCAAGAAGAUUUCUGGAGGCCAGCAGACCAUAUCAGCCCAAUGUCAACACCGGAUGUAACUCCAGUAGAUGAUGACAUGCCACAAGUUUUUAAAGAGAUCAGCUCCAAUCUGAAUGAGCUGCGGAAGCAACUAAAUCAACUCAAGUCUCAUGGGCCUGAGGACACAACAAUCGAACAGGAGUCCAAUGAGUCUGAAACGGUUGAGCUGGCUGACCCAACAGAAGCUUACAUAAGAGAUCUGCUCGUUUCUUCUGGCUUGUAUGAUGGAUCAUCUGAUAAAUCUUUAGUUAGAUGGGGCACAAUUGCAAAGCCUAUCAGCAACUUCGUCUUUGAAGAAGUGGAAGAAGCAUACAUAAAAUUGGCCAAGGAGGAUGAGAGCACGAUAAAGAAUCACAAUGAGAAGGUAGAUCACAAGAUGCUAUUUGAUUUGUUAAAUGAGACACUUUCAACUCUUCUUGGACCACUUUCGUCCAUGUUGAAAUUCAAAAGAAAAAUGAUUCAUUCCUCUAUGCUGCCCACUUUAUGUAGAAGGAGGUUAUUGGAUUGUGUGUGGGAGAUUAUCCGUAUACACUUACACCCUCCUACUGACAAAUCCCACUGCUCAUUUGAUACUAUGGUGGCCCGGGAUCUGGGAUCAACCCAUUGGUCUGUAUUUAUAGAUGAAGAGGUCAAUGUCAUGGGAAAAGAUAUGGUGUGUCUGAUAAUUGGAGAUUUGGUUGAGGAAAUUGUGAAGGAAAUGCAAUAAGAGGACGCGGGUUUUAGACUUCUUUGGUUUUGAUAAUUGUGGUUGGCAGUGUAUAUUUGGAAUUUUAGUAUAUACAUGCUUACAUUGAUGUCCAAAAGGUUACACCAUGUUGCAUGUGCCUGUAUAUAUGUUCUCUGUACGUGUUCAUCGUGUAGAAUUGAGUUGAGUCGAGGCUAUAGGUAAUGUACAUGACUUGUGCAUGUAUUAUUAGGUUGUUGUUCACCAAAAAAGGGGGAAAUUUUGAUUUAUUAUUUAUUGGAGAAUUCGAUAAUUUGUGGGA
Molecule: messenger RNA, 3308 nt
Organism: Juglans microcarpa x Juglans regia
Lineage: Eukaryota; Viridiplantae; Streptophyta; Magnoliopsida; Fagales; Juglandaceae
Source: RefSeq, a predicted model, not a curated record